Messenger RNA from Caenorhabditis angaria, 4469 nucleotides. NCBI's taxonomy places the organism in Eukaryota, Metazoa, Nematoda, Chromadorea, Rhabditida, Rhabditidae. The record is from the annotation of a GenBank genome assembly.
AUGAAAUAUUCUAUACGCAUUGUAUUUUUCCUUCUCUGGUUUUUCGGUAAGUUGAAUUCGAAAACUGUUAGAUUACUUCUCGUUGUGAAGGAAUGCAAACCUUUAAAUAAUUUCAGCAAAUUGUUGUUGGUCACUGACUAGUGAUGGUUAUGUAAGUUGUAUUUAUGUGGGGGGGGGGGGGUACUUUGAAAAAAGUAUUCGUGCAUGAGUUUUAAGCUGACCUUAUAUUUUUUGAAAAAAUACCCUUUUUCGUGUUCAUCCCCUCUACCAAAGUGGUGCAACGUUUUUAUGAGAAAUUAUAAGGUGGAAAAUGUUCACCAUCCAUCCAUAGACCAAGAAAAAAAUUUGAGCCGAUUCUUAAAUUACGACCUUUUUUGUUGUCCGAAUCCUUUCAAUAAAAUUUACCUUUUUGCAAAAAACGUCUCUUAAAUGUUUCUUUUUCAGUAUGAUUGUCCAACCACUGAUCGAACGUACAAAAAAAAACUUUGUAAGGGGAGCAAAGAUAAAAUUAGUAUUUUAAUGCCUACAACCAGCCCAUGUUGCGGUAAGUUGUGAGAAAGACAAGCGAUCGGUGGGAGUGUGCGCACACAUGCGCCACUUGCUCUCUUCUGGGGCGCUAGGCGCACCAAACAGCUGGGUGACAUCACCCGAAAUAACGCCGCAGAUAAUGCGCUGUCGCCCGAAAUGGCGCGCAUUCUUAAAAGCGUCUGAAAUUGGCCAAUCAACAGAAGCAACCUGGUCAAUACUAGAUAUAGUUAUUCUAUGCAAAAUCAACUUAUUUUCAACAUUUUUUCAGUGUUUUUUGAGGCAUCAAAAAUUUUAAGAAAAAUUGCAUUUUUGCGCGACGUCGCCCGAAAUGGUGCCCGGUUGCAGUGUAUUUUGUUUUCAGACCUUGUUACGAUCCGUUGCAGCACUGGAAUGAUUUCAGAAUUUGUUGUUGAGGUAGGUAAAUACUAUCUGAUUUACCUCGCUACAUUGGAUGGUAAAUUUUUUAUGGAUAUGCGUGGUUUUAUCGAUUUCGUAGAUGAUAAACCAAAACGUUAUCUUUGCCGUAAGUUUGAAGAAAGUUAUGGGUUUUUAACUUUUUUUUUUCUACUUGAAUAACCCCAUUAAAUAGAAGCAUACAAUCAUUUCAGCUGUACCUAUUGGGUAUAUAUAUUUCGAUCAGUUUUAUGCCAAACAAACAUCAUCAAAAGAAAAAUAUUUGCCUUAUGGAGAUGGUGGAGAAAAUUACAAAAAAACACAACCACAAACAUGCAACAAACACUCAGAUUGUCCCCAAUUUGAUUCAUUUUGUGGAAAUGUUGUGAAUAUGAGAUUUGAAGGUGGCCAAUGUAGACGUGAGUAUACAUAAGCUUUUCCCCAAGUUCCCUUAUGGGGUGAUAUUCAAAUUUGAUCAUCCACCAUUUUGCCAUUCUCGGAUUUUCUAUUUUCGGAGUUUUUUUUUUGGAAGUAUGAAGUGUGUUUUUCACAAGGGAACCUUUUCAGCUCGCGGUCGAGUUUUGAGCUCAAAAUUUAUUUAAAUUAUUUAUUGGAGAAAAAAAAAAUAUAAGUAAGAAUUAUGAACAAAAAAUCCAGUUGCCGGAGAACACCGAGUUCUGAUGAGGCAAAGUGUCAGAAAUCACCAAAAAUGGCUUUUUUCAGGGAUCAUAAUUUUCUUCAGAGACGAUUUCAUCAAAAUCUGAUAGCAGGAGUUUUUUCAGGAGAGUCGAGUUACUAAAAUCACCAAUUAUGAGAAAAAUGUCCAAAAAAUUUCUAAUUUACAAUUUUUUCUUCGAAAAAUGUUGCAAUUCAGUAAUAAUAUUCAGUGACUUUAGUAAAUCGACCUUCCUAAAAACGUCGUGCAUUCAGUUUCACUUGAUUUGAACUCAGGACUGAAUAAUGAGCCCUGAAACAUGCGAUUUUCGUCAAAAAUCGCCACUUUGGCGCAUCAGAACUCGGUCCAGGGUGUUCUCCGGCAGCUGAAUUUUUUUUAUGUUCAUUAGAAUCGCUCAAACUAUCCAUAAAAAAAUUUUUGCGCUCAAAACUCGAUCGCGAGCCGAAAAGGUUCCCUUGUCAGAUUAUUCUACACAUGAAAUUAUUAUGAACGUGGUAUGUAUGCAAAAAAGCGAUUGUAGAACCAAUUCUUAUAUAUGUGAACAGGAUCUUUAUCUGAAAUAUUGGACAAUGAUGGAGAGAGAAAUGAAGUUUUGCUAUAAAAGUGAGUUUGGAAAACCAGACAUGUCGCUGCGGGCCGGGUCGGCCGGGCUUAGCCCGAAGUAAACACAAAAAAUCGGGCUUUUCUCAGCCGAAGCCCGAUUUUAACAUGUGCGGCUUUGGUGGGCCCGAUUUCGGGGCCCGUUUAUUUUUUCUUCGAUUUUUUUUCAUUGAAAAAAUCUAUUGAAAAGCGACGCACGCACACGCAUCGCAGGGUAUAUAGGUGGAACUCAGAGAUUCGCCGAUAUAUUUUUGAUCCAAUCCAAAAAUUAUUAUUCAGAUCCUGCUAUACCCGGAGACACUGGAAUUCAACAGUUCCAAAAACGUGAUACACAACUUAAUAUUUUUAUCUGCGAUAAUGAUUCGGAUUGUGAUAUUGGAUCAGAGAAAAGUGGAAUAUGUGGACAGCAAAAAGAGGGCGAGAAUUUUAUCAAAUGGACUGGAUUAGUCAAGGAUGGAUCAACAUAUGGAAAACGAAAAUCAUACACUGGAAUAUGUUUGGAAUCCAAACCAAUUUCUUUCACUUUAUCGAACAUUUUUAUCAACCUGGAUUUUGAUCAGAAAAACGAAGAUAUUGGUAGAACAUAUUUGUCAGUUGUCUGGAAAAGUCGAGAGUUAACACCGCAGUGUACCAAAAAUAGUGAAUGUAAAACGGGUGAAGAGUUCUGUGAUAAUAUUUACAGCUUGCGUGAUGAACACAACUUCGACAAAACUUAUAAAUUCUGUUUCAAAAUUCCUGAUCCACCCAACACUUAUCUCAGUUACACAAUCUUUGAUGAUAAGAUCGGAUUGGUGCCGUGUAAUUCAUAUAAAGAUUGCCAAACUGCUGGAGCUGAUAUAAACUCAUUUUGUUAUACUGCCGAUUCAGGCAAGAAAUAUAUGGGAUAUGACGCUGGCGCAGCAACACAAUUUGAUGGUAUUUGUAUGAGCGCCAAAAUAUGUGUUGAUCCAUCGAUGAAUUAUGAAUGGGCAGAAGGUAUUGUGGCUAGAGAUGGGCAUUGUGAAAACGAUGACGAUUGUUUGGAUAAUGGGAAAACAACAGAAGCCAGUAAUAUCAAUAAUAGUUAUGAGUAAGUUCAAAAAUUCCUUGGUCAGCUAGUCGUUUUCACAGCCCACUGCGAAAAAUAAUCCAACACUUUAGCCACGGAAAUUUAAAAAAAAAGGGUGGAGUUUUCCAUAUCCCUUUUUCGUCGCGCUUCUCUUUUUCACGCACACUCUCUCGUUUUCACUUACCUGAAAUUGUGGCUGUUGUCAAACGUACCACAAGGAGACUCCUGAUUUUGAUCCUGAUUUGUGUUCUUCUACCUAAUCAACUUCAAUCUUCAAGAUAUCGCUGCAAAAAUGAAACAUCAUCCGGCGGAGUUGGGUUGUGUUGUUAUCGUAAAACCGAAAACUGUGAGGUGGGAAAAAUUGUGAUUCCAAAUACGAGAUGUGGAAAAGGAUCGAACACGAGCCAAGCAUUUGCACAAUGUUAUUCUGAAAAACCAGACACGGUUAAAUAUAACAAAUGGUGUGAAAAGAAAAUCAAUCAAUGUUGUUUGGAUGAUAAUUAUCCAUUCUGUCCAGAUCAACAAACACCAUUAUUCAAUGAGCCAGAAUGUGUUGGUGCUAUCAAAACUGAUGUGAAUAGUGGAAAAUGUGAGGCAAAAUCUGGUGGUAUUUGUAAGAGGGGACAUUGUUGUCCAAAUGCAUCGAUGAACAAUUCAACUGGAAUAUUCGUCAAACCGGAAUUUGCAUAUAUCACUGAAAUAUCGUGCAAUUCAUUAUCUUCUGUUGUUCAAUUCACCGCUGGAUAUUGUGAUCCAGAUUCCGAAAAAGUGGUUAUAAUUGGGGAAAAAUUGUCAGACGGAACAGCGCUCAAAAAAUGGCCGGAAGAUAAUCCCAAAAACUGUAAUGUUCAUUUAGAUUGUUCCAGUGAUAAUUCGAAAUUGUGUUUGAGAGAAGAGCCGGCUACGAAAAAAUUCACUUGUUUUUACAAUCCAUUGAAACCGUAUCCGGAAGAUGAUUCAAACAUGAUUUUUAUCAUUUUGAUCAUUGUUCUAGUCGUUUUAUUGGUGGUUGGUGGAAUUGGCGGAUUUUUAUUGUGGAAACUCAAAUUGAAAAAGAAGAAUAAAGGAAAAACUGGAAAAAAUGAGAAAGAUGGAAAGAAACCGAAGAAAGAGAAGAAAAAAGGGAAGAAGGGGAAAAAGAGCAACAAAAAAACUGAUUCUACAACCAAAUCCGCAUCUGGAGUUAGUGGAAACGCUGAUGGAACAGUGCCAACUAUGAUUUAA